Molecule: messenger RNA, 999 nt
Organism: Punctularia strigosozonata HHB-11173 SS5
Lineage: Eukaryota; Fungi; Basidiomycota; Agaricomycetes; Corticiales; Punctulariaceae
Exons: 5
Coding region: 1-999 (332 amino acids)
Source: RefSeq, a predicted model, not a curated record
AUGCACGUCUCUCGGCCGACAGUUUUUCACAUCAUUUGCUCGCAGGAUGCCAUACCUACCAUCGAGGAAAAGCUAGCUUUGUUCAGUCGGCCCGCCUACCCUGUUCGCGCCACUUUCUACCCCCUUACACAAGACGACAUCAGCCGACGGGCUGCCCGCGCGGGUGUCGGCACGUCGCACGAGGCAGGAAUGGGGGGGCUGGUCAAGACGUUUAUCCACGAAGUGCUGCAUGACGUGGAAAGGAUCAUCUUUGUCGAUACCGAUAUGCUGUUCUUAGUGGAUCCUGCCUUGCUCUGGCGCGAGUUCGAUGCCAUGGACGAGAACCAGAUGGUAGCGUUCCCGACCCUCGGACCUAAGAGUCAUUCAGGAUGGAUAUGUACAUGCGUCAUGAUUCUCAACCUCAAAGCUAUGCGUGAACGUAUGUUCAUGCCCUCCAACCUCCUACCAACAACCCCUUCGCUUGGUUCGCCCGACGUAUGGAAGGACACCGGAACCGAUCCGUAUAACCCGGAUUACGGAGACCAGGGCUUGUACUGGGCGAUAUGGCAGGGCUAUCCGCAACACUUUAAACAUCUCAGCAUCUCGUGGGAUACCACCCACUGUCGCUAUUCAUACGGCAUGUCCCUCGCGGACGGCGACGAGAACAUGUCGGAAGAAGAACAGGUGGCCCGUCAGUGGGACACCCAGCAAGCUCCCGAGCGCUUCAAGCAGCUCUUCCCGGCGAUACUGCACUUCAACUGCCAAAACAUGGACGUCGUAUGGGACGACGACAUCAACCAGCGCCGGACGCGCUGGGGUCCGUUCGUCACGAUCGCGAUUCAAUACAAAUGGAUAUGGCUAAACCGGGGUGACGGGAGCGCGACCGUGCAGGUCAACACCGUCGAGCACCCCGUCUUCUGGGACGAGCUCGUCGCGUCCGCGUCGACGGGAGACGUCGACGAAAGCACGAAGCAGCCUGUGCACGGGCACGGGCACGGCUGGGGCGGUCAUCGCUCCUGA